UUAUGGGACGGAAAGGCUUGCCUGGUCCACCUGGACUCCCUGGCAACAGCAUACAAGGAAGCAAGGGAGAAAAAGGAAAUCAAGGUCUUCAAGGACCAAAGGGAUCAAUAGGAAUUGGCCUUCCUGGACCAAAGGGAGACUAUAGAGAUAAAGGUGAUCCAGGGAGCAAAGGAGCCAAAGGAGAAAUUGGAGACUCAGGACCUCCAGGACCAAAGGGAACUUGGGGAAGAAAAGGUGAACCUGGUCUUAUGGUAAGUAUGUAAAUUACUUUAACAAUUAAUUAAUUUGAAUCAAUAGGAGUUUAUUUGGGGAAAAAUGUUUAAAGGUUAUGUGGUCUUACACAAAGUUGUU
Molecule: messenger RNA, 351 nt
Organism: Pseudopipra pipra
Lineage: Eukaryota; Metazoa; Chordata; Aves; Passeriformes; Pipridae
Product: collagen alpha-1(XXVIII) chain-like
Exons: 4
Coding region: 3-263 (86 amino acids)
Biological process (GO): extracellular matrix organization
Molecular function (GO): extracellular matrix structural constituent conferring tensile strength
Source: RefSeq, a predicted model, not a curated record